AUUACAAAAAUCCUUGUUUAAUACGUGUUAUCAUUAUUGACGUGUUAUCAAGAUAUCAACCCAUCCAAUUCCUAAUUAUUAAUUAUUCAAAACCAACUAUUACAACAAACUAUAGUGAUUACUUUUGAAGCAUAGGGUGUUUCGACUAAAUAUUUUUAUUUUAAUACAAAAACAAAUAGACAACAGAUUAGUUCUUCACUAUAUCAUGUCAAAGUUUUGCUAGUAAGGAGGAAAAUAAAGCUCAAAAAAGAAGAAAAUGUAUGCAGCAAAUGGAUUGUACAUUGUUCAGGGUGAGCUGUUGUCAUUAAUUUCUGCUUUGAAGAGAGACCAUAAUUCUUACCAGGAUGAAGAAAGGUAUUCUCCUUGUAAGAGAUUGUUUAAAUUACGAGAUGCUACCAAUCAAGUAGAAGAUUUGAUGUCACUUAAUUUUGAUCAUGUUAUAGAACCAUUUUUAGAUGUCAUUCGUUGUGAAGAAAUUACUGGUCCAGUAACUAGCCUAGCUUUGAUAUCCAUUUACAAAUUUAUCAAAUAUGGAUUAAUUAAAAGAUGUGUUCCUGAAGUUAAAUUGCUAACAACUGUGGAAAAUAUUGCGGACGCAAUUACACACACGAGAUUUUUAGGCACAGAAAAGACUAGUGAUGCUAUCGUUUUAAUGAAAACAUUACAAGUUUUAUAUUGUUUGAUAAUGUCACCAGAAGGGGAGUAUCUCCCAAAUGAAAGCGUUUGUGAAAUAAUGAUGAGCUGUUUCCGAUUUUGUUUUGAAGUCAGACUUAGUGAAUUUGUUCGGUCAUAUGCUGAAUACUGCCUAAAAGAUAUAAUUCAACUGCUUUUCUCAAGAUUAGUCAUCUUAAACAAAGAACAUGGCAAUUUCCCAAAAAGAUUAGGAUUGAACAUGAAAAAUUAUAGUGAUCCAUUGAGAGAACACAGCAACAGUACUGAAAAUGUGCAGACUCCUGUUGACACAAUCUCUGUUAAGUUAUUAGACCAUGAUGUUCCUAUUAAUCAUUGCAAUGUUACUUUUGGUAAUGAAUCUAUUGAACCACUUCCAGAAAAUAUAAAUUCUCAAACUAUUAGCAUUCCAUCAAUAGAUGACACUCCUUCACUUAACAAUGGGGGUCAAACAAAUAUUAACAGAGACGAAAAUACAAUUGAUAAUGAAAAAAAAGAAUAUAUAAAUGGUCAAGGAGUAAGAUUUACAACACAGGUGACAAUGCCUUAUACCAAAGUUCCAUACAAUAGUGGUUGUGUUCUGGAGCUAAUCAAAUUUCUUGUGGACGCUUGUGAUCCUCAUGAUCAGCAGAACACUGAAGUUAUGAUAGGAGUUGGACUCAAUCUGUUGGUGAUAGCUUUUGAAGUAGGAGCUUAUGCUAUAAUGUGUCAUCCUAAUAUGCACUCCGUCAUAAAAGACCAACUAUGUCGUAAUAUAAUUUCUCUGUUAUCUUAUGAAAAAAUGCCGAUAUUCAGUUCUAGUCUCAGACUGGCUUUUUUAGUAUUUGAAUCUAUGCGUCAACUAUUAAAGUUUCAAUUGGAAUACUACUUGUCUAGCCUGAUCAACAUAAUUGUUAAUGAUAAUUCAAAAGUACCAUAUGGAAAAAGAGAACUAGCCUUAAAAUGUCUUGUAAAACUUUGGAAAAUACCUGGACUUGUAACUGAACUAUAUUUAAAUUAUGAUUGUGGGCUUUAUAGCUCAGAUCUGUAUGAUGAUAUUACUAAACUACUAUCUAAAAAUAUUUUUCCAAUAAGUGAUAUAUACAGUAUACAUUUACUUUCAAUGGAUGCACUUCUUGCUGUGGUAGAUUCCAUUGAACGACACUGUCACAAUCGAACACAAUUUACUCAAAAAUCAGAAAGUAGUUCAACUUAUGAUAUAUCAGAUGAUCAAAAAUCAGAACCUGAAACACGUGUAGAGAAAUGGCAGAUGGAUUUUGGCAUUAACAUUCCAAGUCAUGAAGAACUAAUGGCUAUUAAAAGAAAGAAGAAGUUAUUGUCUUCAGGAACAGAAAAGUUUAACACAAAACCUAAAAAAGGUAUUGAGUUCUUACAAGAGCAUGGUCUUCUUUCGACACCAUUAAAUCCCACUGAAAUUGCUACAUUUCUAAAAGAAAAUCCACUUUUGGAUAAGAAAAUGAUUGGUGAAUAUGUUAGCAACAAAAACAAUGUGGAUGUUCUAAAUAGUUUUAUAAACUCUUUUGAUUUAUACGGAACCCGUCUUGAUGAAGCAUUAAGAAUGUAUUUGGAAGCAUUUAGACUACCGGGAGAGUCACCGUUAAUAUCAUUUGUAUUGGAACCAUUUACAGAACACUGGCAUAAAUGUAAUGGAGAACCAUUUGCAAAUGCAGAAUGUGCGUUUUUGUUAGCUUAUGCAAUUAUAAUGUUAAAUGUUGACCAGCACAACCAAAAUGUCAGAAGAAUUGAUCAACCCAUGACACCAGAGUCAUUUAAACGUAAUCUAAAAAAAUUGAAUGGUGGGGAAGAUUUUGACCAAAUUAUGUUAGAAGAAAUCUUCAAAGAUAUAAAAUCAAAAGAAAUAGUAAUGCCAGCUGAACAAAGUGGUGCUGUAUUAGAAAAUUAUUUGUGGAAAGUGUUAUUGCGUCGUGCAGCUGGCAAAGACGGUACAUAUAUACAAGCACCUAGUGGUGUUUUUGAUCAUGAGUUAUUUUCUAUAUGUUGGGGUCCAACUUUAUCUGCUCUGAGCUCUAUUUUCGACAAGUCUAACCAUCAAGCUGUUUAUACUAGAACUAUUUUGGGUCUAAGAAAAUGUGCUUUUAUUUGUGCACAUUAUGGUAUGUGUACAGAAUUUGAUAGUUUGAUUAUGUCAUUAUGCAAAUUUACUAAUUUGCAAAAUAAUCCAGAUUGUCCGGAAAAUGUUACAAUACUGUUUGGUAGUAAUCCAAAAUCUCAACUUGCCGCACGCACCCUUUUCAGUGUUACUCACAUGUAUGGUGAUAUUAUUCGUGAAGGGUGGUCAAGCUUGUUUGACAUAAUUUUGCAACUAUAUAAAUGCAACUUGUUGCCGACUAUAUUAGUCGAGUCUGAAGAUUUUUUGGAAUUAAGUGGCAAAGUUUCAUUAAUUCGUGAAGCAAUCCCUCCAGGAUCUCAAAAAUCAGAAUCCGGGUUGUUUAGUUCUCUUUACUCAUACAUAGCUUCUGGAGGUGAACCAAUUAGUCACAAAAUACAAACACCAAAUGAAGCAGAACUGAUUGAGGCUUCUAGAAUAUGUGUGUCCGAAAGCCGUUUGGAAAGUUUGAUUACUGAAUCAAAAUUUCUUACCAUAGAGUCUUUAGAAGCUUUAGUUAAAGCCCUCGUUGGAACAUUUUAUAAACCUGAUGGAAUAUUAUUAUUGGGGUCCCGAGAUAAUGAAAACUCUGCUUGUUUUUUAUUGGAAAUGCUUCUUAAAAUAGUUUUACAAAAUAGAGAUAGAGUCAACACUGUGUGGGAUCAAGUGAGACAACACUUGUGUAAUCUUAUGAUGGGUGCCAUUGAAUAUAAACACAAAUUUCUUUUAGAACGUACAGUUGUUGGUCUAAUGAGAUUAGCAUCUCGUUUAAUGAGACGAGAAGAAAUCAGUUCAAUGGUUUUACAAUCGCUAAGUAUAUUACUGAAGCUCAAUACAGAGUCUUUACAAAUUGUCGGUAGACAAAUAGCAUUUGGAAUGUACGAAUUAUUAAAAAUGUGUGCACCAAAUAUUCAUUCUAAAGACGAUUGGGCUCUAAUCUUAACAAUUUUAGAAUAUGUGGGUGCAGGUGUCAUACCUAAUAAUCAACAUCAAUUAGACAGCCGAAUCGAUAACGACCCAGUUAAUGUAAGUGAUAGUAAUGAUGACAGUGGACUAGAUGUUCAAUCAGUGAAUAAUAUACCUACACCAUCAUCUUCCCCGCCUGAUAAAAAUCAAGCAGAAUGGUCAAAAAAUGAAGGAAUGUUGGAAAUUUGGGCUGAAAAUACUAUAUUUACUCGUCAUGAUCCAUUUUCAUUUGUGAAGUGUUGUGAAUGUUUGUCAUUUUUGGUUCGUAAUAUUGCACAUAUUACACCAUACAACUUUGCCAAAUGUGUUUCAGUCCUUAAAAACUUUGCACGAGCUAGUUUGCAAACAAGAGAUAAGAAUAUGCGUCAAAAGUUAAGUGAAAAGCCAAAACGCUUGCAACAAAAAUCAAAUAAGUCUAAGAAUUCUAAUCCAUAUGAUGCCGAUGACAGCGAUUCUGAAGAUAUCCCCAGUAGUUAUACUCAAAUUUCUAUCCAACUAUUGGAUCUCAUGCAUACAUUACAUACGAGCACUGCUGAUAUUUACCGUUAUUGGGCAGAAGAAAAUCCUGACGUAGAAUUCAUAUCCUUAUGGAAUCACGGUUGGUGUCCACUUCUACAAGGAAUCGCUAGCCUCUGUUGUGACUGUCGUCGUGAUGUAAGAAUGAGUGCAGUAACUUACUUGCAACGAGCACUAUUAAUGCAUGAUUUAGUAACUUUAAGUGGUGAUGAAUGGGAAGCGUGUUUCCGCAAAGUUCUAUUUCCAUUGAUGAACAGACUUUUGGUAUGUGGUCAAGAUAUCGAUCCAAGUGGAUUAGAUGAAACGAAAAUGCGAUCUGCUACACUCCUUUCUAAGGUUUUCUUACACCAUUUAAUUCAACUACAAUCGUUACCAACAUUUGUGGAUUUAUGGACUACAGUUUUAGAUUUAAUGCACAAAUUUAUGAUUUCUGAUAACAGCGAUACACUGAGUGAAGCUAUUCCAGAAACAUUAAAGAAUAUGUUAUUAGUGAUGUUAAAUGGUAAAGCAAAUAGCAAAGAAGAGUUGCACAGCAAGCAAACAUUCUGGGAUGCUACGUGGACCAAAGUUAAUACAUUUUUACCAAAUAUGUCUGAAGAUUUAUUACAGCAUUACAACAGUAGACAAAUAGAUCCUCAAAAUCAAAUUAUAUCAGCGGUAUCAGUUUUAUCUGAUGUAUCAAACCCUCAAACACCCAUUAAUCCUGAUAUCACAAUGACACCUCAGAUGCCUUUGUCUUUGGAAAUUUCCCAGAGAAAUCUAGCAUCUCAAAUGCCUAUUCUUCCACAAUCUAAUGAUAUUCAUCGGCGAUCGGUAGACAUUCACUCUGAGAUACCUGUUUCUAAUAUUAUUGAUAAUAAUAAGCAUUGCAUUGGGGAUGAUCAAAAUGAUGAACUGGUUGCUGUAAUAACAACUGUCCCUAUUUCACAACCAUAUAUCCCUGUUAAAAGCGAGAAUGCUAAUGAAAUUGAUAACCAAACACAAGAAUACGGAAAAAAACAAUAUCCGCCAUGUGAUUAGUAAUCGAUUUACAAUUUUUUAUUUAUAACUUAAAUGUUCAAAUUUCAUAAUAUUAUUAUUAUUUUUUUUUUUGUGCGUGUUCAUAUUUCUUAAUAUAUUUUA
Messenger RNA from Adelges cooleyi (spruce gall adelgid), 5380 nucleotides. RefSeq names its product Golgi-specific brefeldin A-resistance guanine nucleotide exchange factor 1 (gene garz). Lineage: Eukaryota; Metazoa; Arthropoda; Insecta; Hemiptera; Adelgidae. Gene Ontology annotation, biological process: regulation of ARF protein signal transduction. The transcript has 35 exons. Gene Ontology annotation, molecular function: guanyl-nucleotide exchange factor activity. The record is from RefSeq and is a predicted model, not a curated record. Bases 257 to 5278 code for a protein of 1673 amino acids.